Messenger RNA from Dracunculus medinensis (Guinea worm), 1896 nucleotides. NCBI's taxonomy places the organism in Eukaryota, Metazoa, Nematoda, Chromadorea, Rhabditida, Dracunculidae. The record is from the annotation of a GenBank genome assembly.
AUGUUUGGCGAAAAAAAUUCCAAUUUAUGGACCUUUCAACGAAUUUUAUUAUUUGCAUUUCUUUUUCGCCUUCUUCUUAUUUAUUAUGGAAUUAUUCAUGAUUAUCUCUUUGAUGUCAGUUAUACAGAUAUUGAUUAUAAAAUAUUCUCGGAUGCAGCAGAACUUAUACGGAAAGGUAAAUGGUUGUUUUGUGGAUUAGAUGUAUUCGUUGGACAUUUAACUUAUCGCAUCAUUUGUUGUGAUAUCCAUCAUAAGAUCAUUACCAAAAAAAAAGAUUUUCAGUCCAGUGAGAACUAUUUAAUGUAUUGUGCAAAAGGUUGGGUAUUAAUAUUUUGGUUAGUCAAUCCACUAACUAUUGUGAUCUCAUCGCGAGGAAAUGCUGAUGUAAUCGUAUGUGCAUCAGUCUUGCUAACACUUUAUCUUCUUGCACGAAAUGAGUGGUUAAAAGCUGCUUUCGUUCAUGGAAUAUUCGCUGUGCAUUUUAAAUUAUAUCCUGUUAUUUAUUUGCCGUCAAUAUUUUUUUAUUUAUCGAAUGUUCACUCCGCAAAAGAUUCUAAUGAUUAUUUGAGACGGAUAUUUUACAACACCAGAGGAUUUAUUUUCAUUUUGAUUUCCAUCUUAUGUUUUCUUGGAUUGACUGGUUUAUACUUUGCAUUUUUCGGUUAUCGUUGUAUACAAGAAUUUGUUUUAUAUCAUGUAUCACGCACAGAUACGAGGCAUAAUUUUUCUCCUUAUUUUUAUAUAUUUUAUUUGUCGAAAGAAAAUUUUAAAUUAUCGCAAUAUAUUGGCUAUUUGGCUUUUGUUCCUCAAGCAUUUUUAAUUUUUUGGUUCGCCUUCAGGUAUCACAGAGAUUUACCAUUUUGCUGGUUUUUAACAACGCUUGCUUUCGUUUCAUUUAAUAAAGUUUGUACCAGUCAGUAUUUCUUGUGGUACUUAUGUUUACUUCCGCUUAUACCUUCUCGACUUAAUGUAGUUAAGAUUAAGAUACGUGUAGUUUUAGCUGAGUUGGAAGAAAACAAUGGUUCUCUUCUUUUGGUGGCUUUUUGGUCAAGAGAGAAAAUGGUGUUCUAUUUAAUUGGCAUAGGGCUGGGUGAUAUUGAGGAUAUUACUGUAAAAGGUUUUAAAAUAGUGAAAAAGUGCGAGAAAGUAUAUCUGGACUCAUACACGAGCAUUCUUUCCUAUGGGUUGGAUCGAAAAAAAUUGGAAGAAUUUUAUGGCAAGGAAAUCAUUGAUGCAGAUCGCGAUACAGUGGAGCAAGCCUCAGAUGUUAUUCUGGAGAAUGCUUCUUCUCAGGAUGUUUGUUUACUUGUUGUGGGUGAUCCUUUUGCUGCCACAACGCAUACCGAUUUGGUUUUAAGAGCUAAACUAUUGAAUGUUCCUGUACAAAUAGUACAUAAUGCAUCAAUUAUAAGUGCUGUAGGCUGUUGCGGAUUGCAGUUAUACAAAUUUGGUGAAAUUGUAUCGAUUGUGGCAUGGACUGAAAAUUGGCAACCAGAUUCAUUUUUUGAUAAAAUUAAUGCUAAUAAAGAAAGAGGAUUACACACUUUAUGUCUUCUUGAUAUCAAAACAAAAGAGCAGUCAGUUGAAAAUCUUAUGAAGGGGCUCAAAAUUUUCGAAAAACCCAAUUUUUUGACGUGUUCAAUGGCUGCUGAGCAACUUAUAAAAAUUAUCGAACGAAGGGUCGCAACUGGGAGCAAAACUGGGGAAAUAUUUUCAGCUUUUUCCUCAAGAAAUAUGUGUGUUGGUUUGGCGAGAAUUGGUUGGCCUGACCAAAAAAUUGUUUUCUGUUCACUGGAUGAUAUGUGUGCUAUCAACUUGGGACCUCCACUUCAUUCACUAAUAAUACCUGGUGAUUUACAUCCUUUAGAAAUUGAGAUGUUAAAAACGUUCACCUAG